Molecule: messenger RNA, 1656 nt
Organism: Penicillium macrosclerotiorum
Lineage: Eukaryota; Fungi; Ascomycota; Eurotiomycetes; Eurotiales; Aspergillaceae
Exons: 2
Coding region: 1-1656 (551 amino acids)
Biological process (GO): amino acid transmembrane transport
Cellular component (GO): membrane
Molecular function (GO): amino acid transmembrane transporter activity
Source: RefSeq, a predicted model, not a curated record
AUGAUGACUAACAACGAAGUCAUCAGCACGCAAAAUCAUACGGAUGAGAAGAAAAAUCAUAUGAAAGACUGCAUAGUGCAAGACAAUAGAGACUUUCAUGGCCAUGGGCACGGUAUCGAGGGUGAAGAAAAGCAUUCCAAUGGAGAACUCAAUCAAUUGCCAGUCUUGCAGCGCAGGCUAAAAAGUCGUCACCUGCAGAUGAUCGCUAUCGGUGGCACAAUAGGAACUGGUCUUUUUAUUGGUAGCGGCAGUGCGAUUGCCUACGCCGGGCCUGUUGGUGCUCUCAUUGCCUAUAUCUUUGUCGGUUCGAUUGUAUAUUCAGUCAUGACAGCCUUAGGGGAGGUCGCAACAUACCUUCCAAUCUCUGGAGCAUUUGCAUCAUAUGCCACACGAUUGGUAGAUCCCAGUCUCGGUUUCGCAAUGGGCUGGAUAUACUGGUUUUCCUGGGCGUCGACAUUUGCACUUGAAUUAACAGCUACCGGCCUGAUUAUUCAAUUCUGGAAUGACACCAUCCCAAUCGCUAUAUUUAUUGCUAUUUUCUGGGUAGUAAUUAUUGCCCUGAAUAUGCUGCCCGUAAGCUUUUACGGAGAAGCAGAAUUUUGGCUGUCAAGCAUCAAGGUGCUUACUGUGAUUGGAUUUAUGAUCUUUGCUAUUUGCAUGAACGCAGGAGUUGGCAAAGAAGGCUAUAUUGGAUUUAGAUACUGGGUGGAUCCUGGUCCAUUCAAUAUUUAUCUGAUUAAGAACGACGAUUCCUUAGCCAAGUUUCUGGGGUUCUGGGCGGUUCUUAUUAAAGCAGGAUUUUCAUAUCAGGGAACUGAACUUGUUGGCAUCGCUGCUGGCGAAACAGAAAACCCAGGGAAGAACAUCCCCUCUGCAAUUCGAAAGUCUUUUUUUCGAAUUGUUUUCUUCUUCAUUUUGACGAUCUUCUUCAUUGGAAUUGUUAUUCCGUCUAACGACACGCGCCUUACUGCUAGCGAAGGUAGUGGUGCAAGUGCUAACAACGCAAAUGCAUCGCCUUUUGUGAUUGCUGCCAAGCGCGCCGGAGUUAAUGUGCUACCUAGCAUCAUUAAUGCUGUACUAUUGACGGUUGUGCUUUCUGCAGCAAACUCGAAUGUGUAUAGUGGCAGCCGUAUUCUGACAGGCCUUGCCUAUGAAGGAUUUGCCCCUAAGCUCUUUGUGAGGACAUCCAAAUAUGGUGUCCCUCAUUGGAGUGUCCUAUUUACAGCACUUUUCGGCCUUCUGGGAUUCCUGAAUGUGUCAAAUGCUGGGAGCACUGUUUUCAACUGGCUCCUUCAAAUCGCCGGCCUUGCAGGCUUUAUUACCUGGACAUCUCUUAAUAUUAUUCAUCUGGCCUUCAUGAAGGCUCUGAAGGCCCGUUGCAUUUCUCGUGACACCUUGCUUUAUAAAGCCACGUGGCAACCUUAUUUUUCAUGGUAUGGCUUGUUUUUCAACGUCUUGAUAAUUAUUACUCAAGGGUUUACUGCCUUUGUGCCACACUUUAGUGUAACAAAUUUCUUCAUUAAUUAUCUUAGCCUCAUUCUGUUUGUUGCACUCUACGUUGGGCAUAAGAUUGCAUUCAGACCAUCAUUUGUGAAUUCACUUGAGGCGGAUCUUGAUACAGGUCGAUUGGAAUUUGAAGGUUCAAAUACGGCCUAG